Messenger RNA from Lathyrus sativus (Indian pea), 228 nucleotides. NCBI's taxonomy places the organism in Eukaryota, Viridiplantae, Streptophyta, Magnoliopsida, Fabales, Fabaceae. The record is from the annotation of a GenBank genome assembly.
AUGGUGAAGAAGACCGAAUACUAUGACGUGCUGGGUGUCACUCCAACUGCAUCCGAAUCUGAGAUUAAGAAAGCUUAUUACAUGAAGGCACGCCAAGUGCAUCCGGAUAAAAACCCAAACGACCCUCUUGCUGCACAAAAUUUUCAGGUUUUAGGUGAGGCUUACCAAGUUCUGAGUGAUCCAGCUCAAAGGCAAGCUUAUGAUGCAUACAACAAAUCAGGUUUUUGA